This is a messenger RNA of Nothobranchius furzeri (turquoise killifish), 2094 nucleotides long. RefSeq names its product thioredoxin interacting protein a (gene txnipa). Gene Ontology annotation, cellular component: cytoplasm. Gene Ontology annotation, biological process: protein transport. The record is from RefSeq and is a predicted model, not a curated record. NCBI's taxonomy places the organism in Eukaryota, Metazoa, Chordata, Actinopteri, Cyprinodontiformes, Nothobranchiidae. Gene Ontology annotation, molecular function: ubiquitin protein ligase binding.
GUCUUUGUUUACAGCAGAGAACAGGGAGCGGUUUAGGAGGGGAUAGCUGUCUAACUUUCGGGCGUUGUAACGCGAAAAGCUCACAUUGCUGCGCGAGUUGGAAACAGAACGCAAACAUGGUGGCAAUGACGAAAAAAGUGAAAACCUUCCAGGUCGUCCUGUCGGACCCGUGCAAAUCGUUUUACUGCGGCGGGGACCGGGUCAGCGGUCGGGUCGAGGUGGAGGUGUCCGAGGUGACCCGUGUGUCCGCCGUCAAGCUGCUGGGUCUGGGCUGCGCGAAGGUGGAGUACGCUAAAGGCAAGCAGCGGUGCCGCCAGGAGGCCGAGUACCUUCGGUACGAGGAGGUUCUGAGUCUGGGCGACCAGCCCGCAGACUCGGACGGAUCCGUAGUUCUGAGACCCGGUAACAAGUAUGAGUACCCGUUUGGGUUCGACCUUCCUGAGCAGGGUCAGCUGGUGUCGUCAUACAAGGGCAAGUUCGGUUACGUCCAGUACUAUGUCAAGGCCCAGAUGGAGAGACCUCAGCAGCCCACGGUGGAGAGCAAGAAGUACUUCGAGGUGGAAGAACCUCUGGAUGUGAACACUCCGGACCUGCUGUCUCCUGCUGGCGGCAUGAAGGAGAAGAAAGUCACCUGCAUGUUCAUCCCUGAUGGCCAGGUGUCGCUCAACGCUAAAAUUGACCGCCGUGGUUUCUGCGAGGGUGAAGACAUCUGCAUCAACGCCAAAUUUGAGAACACAUGCUCCCGCAUUGUGGUCCCGAAAGCCGCCAUCAUAGCCAAGCACACAUACCAGGCUAACGGGCGCACCAAAGUUUUCCGCCAGAAGCUUUCCUCUGUGCGUGGAAACCACAUCAUCUCAGGGAUGUGCGACGCCUGGCAGGGGAAGACCAUCAGGGUGCCGAAGAUCAAACCGUCCAUGCUGGGCUGCAACAUCAUCCGAGUGGAGUACGCCCUGAUGAUUUACAUCCACAUCCCCGGCAGUGAAAAGCUUAUCCUGGAGCUGCCCCUGGUCAUUGGGACAUCUGGGAUUGGCAGUCGCACUAACAGUGUGAGCAGCCAGGAGGGUUCGAUCAGCACUGCCUCUCAGAGCUGGGUGUCCCUCAGGAUGCCCGCUGAACCCCCGAGCUACUGUGACAUCACUAAAGACUGCCGUCUGGACCAGCCGCUCACGCCUCUUCUAGAUGAUGUGGACUGUGAUGACAGUCCCAUCUUUAUGAACGCUCCCAGCUUCCAGUUCCCAUCCCCUCCAGCCUACUCUGAGGCUGAGGAGUACAAGGGGAAUGCUCAGAUGCUUCCUGUCUGCUAAAAGUCCCGAAUCCUGGAGGGGUUGUCCACCUCUCCGAUUGUUCUUCUAAAGCGCUUCCAAAAAGCUGAAGGUCCAAACUCCAGAUGGGAUGGGAUGUUGGAUGGAGAGUUGAACAGAAAUGCACUUGCCUGUUACCAUGCUUCGUCUUCCAUGCUGAUGCAGAAUCUCCCUCCUGGAGCUGUUUGGGUCGGAGUCCUGAAGCCAUCACUUCCAGAGCCUGUCCACAGGCCCAAGAGGCAUUUGAGUUGGAUCCAACCUGCUGAGAUGUCUUCAUGAAUCAUUCCAGUCAGGACUUAAGGAGCUGCUGUUUCGUUGAGGUGUAGGAACAACAUUCUCCUGAAGAUUACAGAACUCUAAUGCUGAGUGAUGUUUCCAGAUGUUUGAAGCCAUUUCUUCAUGUUUCCUGUAGCACUUUGUACUUUCUCCACGUCUGCUGACCAGGUUGUCUCUGAACAAUAUUUUUAUGUUGGAAUGACUUUUAUUUUCCAGUUUCCAGGAACCUACUUCUGAGAUUUGCCAUUGGCAGUUUUUUUUUUUUUUUUUUUUUUUUUUUUUUUGCUGGAAAAACAGAGAUUCAGCAACUCAGACCUGAUGAAAGCACCUUCUAGAACAUCAGCUCCAGUUGUCUCAGGCAACAUUUCUGUGAUGGUUCUGUAGUUUUUCUGUUGGCUCAAACAGAACUGCAGCGAAUGGCUGAUGUGGAAAUGUUUUAAUGUAUCAUUUAUACGUUAAGUAUUUUUGUAAGAAGCCCUAUGGGUCUGUUUUCUAUUAAAGGCACAAUGUUAAAUGA